AUGGAAGUGACCUUCUGCAGCCUGGAUGGGGAGCGGUGCCAGGAGUGCCGGAGCCCUGUGGACCCGGGUCUUCUCAAGGUCCUGCAGCUGGCGCAGCUCUCGGUGGAGUGGCUGCUCCACUGCCAGGAAGUCCUCAGCCUCAACCUUCAUGCGUGUCCAAUUUGUAAGAAGGGGUUCUUCACUCCACAAUUCCUCAACAGCCACAUGGAACGCCGUCAUCCGGAGGACCACGAGAGCCAACUGCAGUCGGAUCGGGAAAUGAAAUCUCAGAUCAAUAAUCUGAAGAUGGAGAUCAGCGGCUUGAGGGAGCGGAACGUUCAGCUGCAGCAGAACCUGGAUCUCAAAACAGCUCAGGAGAAGCGACUUGAGAGUGAGCUAGACCAUUUCAAAGCUGAGGAGAUGGCUCGCUUUGAGCGAGUCCAAACCGACUCUGCUCGCUCCCAGGAACAACUCCUCCUGAAGCUGGAGCAGCAGCUGAAGGAGCAGGAUGAAUCGUGGAAAUCCAUCCUGCACCAGACCAAGGAACACCAUGACUCUGAAAUGAAUAAGAUGGUAAAUAUUCCCUCCAACACCAAAGAAGUGGAAGAACCAGUGGUGGUCUGCGCACUGGCACCAGAGCCCAAACCAUCGAGGGUUGUUCUUGACUCGAGCAGCGCCUCUGAGCUGGAACAGAGUUCGAGCAUGAUGAAUCUAAGUGGUGUAAAGAGCAAGGAUUUCACUUUCUUCAUGGCCAAAGUGAAUUCAUUGGAGGACCAAGCAAAGGAGGUGCCUGGUUACUGGCGCUGUCGGGGGGAGCUCGACCUCAGCUUGGACGAGAAGAUGAGCGCCAGAAUGAUGACAGAAGCUCCUCCAGAGCCUCAGGCUCCAUCCGGACAAGCGGUUCAAGGCAAAGAGUCCAAGACUCCCCAGCCAGCGCCGAGGGCCGAGAGCACCACCAAAAGGGUUCCCACGAUGGGAUUUUUGGUUUGGUCAACAUUUCUCCUCUUCCUCCUCCAGGUGGAGGACACGUUUCAGGAGGGCCAGGAGAAGGAAGAACAACAGGAUAAAGAGAAAAUCAAGGCGGAAGACAACGCUAUUGAAAUGUCCGAGGACUUCGAUGGCCAGAUGCAUGAUGGGGAUGAGAAAGAACCAGGUGAAGAUGAAGACUCUGCUAAAGAGGACCAGGAGGAUCUGGACAAAAAGAUGGGGAACCUGGGUGAAGGCGAGACUGACACUCUGGAUGAGAGGAUGUGGGGAGAUGAUGAAGAUGAUGAUGAGGAGGAGGAAGAGGAAAGUGACCAGGAGGAAGAGUCUGGCCAGGGCAUGGACCAGGGUGAAUCCGAGCUGGUUGCCAAAGACGACAACUUGGACGCUGAAGAGCCAAACAAAGACAAGAAAAACCAGGAUAAAGAUGAACAGAUGGUUGAGGAGGAGAAAGAAAAGAUCCACGAGCAAGGAGAUGAGAGGGAGUUUGAUGAGAAUGAAGUGGAUCCAUACCACGGUCAGCAGGACAAGAGGCCUGAGGCUGAGGCCAUGGAUCUGCCCGAGGAUCUCAAUCUGGACCAGGAUGAAGAACCUGGAGAGGAUGGAGAGGGCAAGGGUGACGAAGAGAAUCCCUUAGACAUUGAUGAAAAAGCCAUGGACCUGGACGAGAAGGAGGAUGGAGAGAAAGAUGGAGGAGAGGAUGAAGGAGCAGAGGAGAUGCAGGAGGAACAGACAGACCUACCAGGAGAGGAGAAGGAGAAGGAGCAAGAGCCCAAGACUGAAGAGGAGGAGGGAGAAGGGGAGAAAAAAGGAGUUGACGAGGAGUCUGCUGCGCAAGAUGAAGAGGAGGAGGAGAAGGAGAAGAGUGGACAAGAGGCAGGAAGAGAUGAAGAUCACACUGUUCGCGACGACAAAGGAGACAAACCAAAAGAUGAAGAGGAGGAGGCUGGGGAUGAGGAGCCGCCAGAGUCAGCAGAGAGGAAGGAGCAUGACCGAGACGGUCAGACUGGAGAGGAGAAUGUCCAGAGUGACACAGCUGUGGAGCUGGGAGGAGAGGCGUCGGAGAAAGACCAAGCUAAAGAGGAACAUGGGAGCGGGGCAGCUGAUGCCAGCCAAGCAGAUGGUCACCAGUCAAAGCUGACGGCUAGAAUGGCUGCACAGACACAGACUCAGAGCAAGACUCAGAGCUUCAAGAGGAAGCCUGGCCACGCAGACAACGAGCGAUCGACAGGCGACUACAACGAACAAAUAAACAAGCGUCUGCGUACAGUGGAGAGCAGCAAGGACAGAAGUGCAGACAACAGGCCGAGCGACGCCCAGCAGGAUUCUGAGCUGUACGAGCACAUCAAACAGGGAGAGAGGGCCUACGACACUCAGACAUACGAUGUGGCAAGUGCAGACCAGCAGAAAGCAGCGGGGCCUCAGCAGGACCAGGAUCAGAAAGAUGAGGAUGUUGCCAUGGAAACAGAGGACCAGGAAGAGGACCUCCGUGCCGCUGAUGUUCAGGAGCUGAAGCCUGAGCAGCUGGAUUCAACCAAGGCCUCCCAGAAAGGUGUAGACAGUGGGGAGAUGGACGUGCAGAGGCAGGGCGAGGAGGAGGAGGACCAGGAGAGAUGGAAGGACCGCCAGCGUCUCGCAGAAGAUAGGCGAGCAGAGAGAAGCACAGAAUCCACAAUUCACACUAUUCCUGAGCUGCUGAUGGACACCAUGGAGAAAGCAGAGAGAGACCCAGAGGAGAUCAGGAGGGAGAUGGAGCUGCAGCUGGAGGCCUGGCACAAACUGGCUCCAGGAGCUCAGGAGGAGGAGAGUGCAGCUGCCUCCAUGUGGCAUCAGUACCAGACCCUGACCUCCGCUCUGUCCCAGCAGCUGUGUGAGCAGCUCCGCCUCAUCCUGGAGCCCACACAGGCCGCCAAGCUCAAAGGAGAUUACCGCACAGGGAAGCGUCUGAACAUGAGGAAGGUCAUCCCCUACAUCGCCAGUCAGUUCCGCAAAGACAAGAUCUGGCUGAGGAGGACCAAGCCCAGUAAGAGGGAGUACCAUGUCUGUCUGGCUGUGGAUGACUCCUCCAGUAUGGUGGACAACCACUCCAAACAGCUGGCGUUUGAAUCCCUGUCAGUGAUCAUCAACGCUCUCACUCUACUGGAGGUUGGACAGGUGUCUGUGUGCAGCUUUGGCGAGCAGGUGCAGCUGCUCCACCCCUUCCAGCAGCAGUUCAACGACGAGUCCGGGGCUCGGAUCCUCCGACUGUGUCAGUUCCAGCAGAAGAAGACCAGAAUAGCUCAGUUUAUGGAGACUUCCACCAAAAUGUUUCUCGCAGCUCGGCAACAGAUUCCAGGAUCUGUAAACUCAGACACGGCCCAGCUGCUGGUCAUCGUCUCUGACGGCAGGGGUCUCUUCCUGGAGGGGAAGGAGCGGGUGACGGCAGCAGUGCGAGCAGCUCGCAGCGCAAAUGUGUUUGUCAUCUUCGUGGUUCUCGACAACCCCAACUCACGGGACUCCAUCCUCGACAUCAAGGUCCCCAUAUUCAAAGGGCCGGGGGAACUCCCAGAGAUCCGCACCUACAUGGAGGAGUUCCCCUUCCCCUUCUACGUCAUCCUGCGAGACGUCAACGCCCUGCCGGAGACACUGAGUGACGCUCUCAGGCAGUGGUUUGAACUGGUCACGGCAGCCGACCAAUGAGAAGCCAUCUUUCACACAAAGGGAAGAAGUGUGCGGCGACCCACUGCACAAUGCCACUCUGCUGCUAAGCUUCUCAGCCAGAACUGAAAAUCAACAGAACAAAAAAAUAAAACAGAAGACGGAUUUACCGCUGUACAUGUGCCUUUAUUUUCCUAUUUUUACUGUAGAUUUUAGUAGAGUUUAAUAGCAACCUUUGCUGUUUUAUCUUUGUUAUCAGAAGAAUUGUGUUUCUUUUGUAAUGUAGCGAGGAUUGCUUUAACUUGCACGUCUCAGAUGAAGCGAUAGAAGUAAAAUUGUGAUUUCAUUGCGUGUGAACCACCUCAGUGAAGGGUCAGUAAAUACCUCUGUCCACCUUGUACAAUACCCCCAGACCGUCAGUUUGUCCGUGUGGAUGGGACAGUCAGUGCUGCAGAGAUCAUCCAGUCAUCCAUGUGUGAACACGACAGACGUGCAGAGCUGUGCUUUGUGUAAAAUGGACGUCACGACCUACAGUAGCAUGUUGUCGUGGUCGUGACUGAGGAACUCCUAAAUGUGCCUUGGAGAGGAGAACAGUGUUGCAUCUCCCUCCACAGCUGGAUCAGCUGCUGGUUGAGGAGUCGGAGGCACGGCCACAGCUCUGUCACCGAUUUUUUAGAAACUCCGAUCUCACACACUUUGAAGCACAACGACAGUUCCGCAGAUUCCAGUUUUGAGUGAAUGCCCCAGAAUUACCAGCGUGUGUGGUUUGAAGAUGACACAUCUGCUGAGCGACGGCUCAUCAACGUGUCUGUUAGGACUAGAUGAAAUGUGCAUUGAAAUGUUUCUCAUCACCUCUGUGUUUCGUAGCGUACAUGUAAGUGUCAGAAGACACUGGCCAUUUUUAAGAGCAUCCAUCUGUUAAAUCAUGACACGAAUGAUCCUGACAAUAAACUGUUUAAAAAGUA
This is a messenger RNA of Pleuronectes platessa (European plaice), 4565 nucleotides long. Its product is annotated as midasin. The coding region runs from base 1 to 3642 and encodes 1213 amino acids. Gene Ontology annotation, biological process: ribosomal large subunit assembly; rRNA processing. The record is from RefSeq and is a predicted model, not a curated record. The transcript has 29 exons. NCBI's taxonomy places the organism in Eukaryota, Metazoa, Chordata, Actinopteri, Pleuronectiformes, Pleuronectidae. Gene Ontology annotation, cellular component: preribosome, large subunit precursor.